Molecule: messenger RNA, 2861 nt
Organism: Helianthus annuus (common sunflower)
Lineage: Eukaryota; Viridiplantae; Streptophyta; Magnoliopsida; Asterales; Asteraceae
Product: truncated transcription factor CAULIFLOWER A
Exons: 8
Coding region: 303-932 (209 amino acids)
Biological process (GO): positive regulation of transcription by RNA polymerase II
Cellular component (GO): nucleus
Molecular function (GO): protein dimerization activity; DNA-binding transcription factor activity, RNA polymerase II-specific; RNA polymerase II cis-regulatory region sequence-specific DNA binding
Source: RefSeq, a predicted model, not a curated record
AAACCACUUUGGUUUAAAUUCCAUCAAAAGAUGUACACCAACACCAACCACUCUCUCUCUCUCUCUCGCUAUACAGAUUUCAUCAAAUAGUGAACAUACACCAGAAUAGAAACUAAAACAUUCUUCUGCUUCUUUACUUCUUGCAAAACAUACAUACCAAAGUCUUGUUCUUUCUUUUUAGGGUUUUCUGUAAAAACCCAAGAAGAAUAAUAACAAGUACUUACCAUAUCAAGAUCAAGAUCAAGAUCAAGGGAUCAUUGUUCCGACAAAAAACCAAAAAGAAGGUUUUGAUCAGUAAGAAAAUGGGGAGAGGGAGGGUACAGUUGAAGAGGAUUGAGAACAAGAUUAGUAGACAGGUGACAUUCUCCAAAAGAAGAACAGGCUUGUUGAAGAAAGCUCAUGAGAUCUCAGUGUUAUGUGAUGCUGAUCUUGCUCUUAUUGUUUUCUCUCCUAGAGGCAAACUCUUUGAGUUCUCUACUCACUCCAGCAGUAUGGAGGCAAUACUUGAAAGAUAUGAACGAUACUCAUAUGAAGAAAGGCAGCUUACUGAAUCUGAAUUAGAAACACAGGGACGCUGGAAUCUUGAAUCCUCCAAGCUAAGAGCGAAGAUUGAGGUCUUAGAAAAGAACAUAAGGAACUAUGUCGGGGAAGACCUCGAGCCCUUGAACCUUAGAGAGCUUCAAAGUAUAGAACAACAACUUGAGACUGCUCUCAAACGAGUAAGAACAAGAAAGAACCAAGCCAUGCAUGAGUCUAUCUCAGAACUCCAUAAAAAGGAGAGAGCACUCCAAGAGCAAAACAGUGCACUCUCGAAGAAGUUGAAGGAGAAUGAGAUGAACGAAGAGCAGCAAAAUACUCAAGAUCAUACAAUCUCUAAGGCAAUGUUGCCCCCAUGGUUGCUUCGCCACAUGAACGAACAAUAUGAGAUUUAAGUAAGUAUGCAAGUCCUACAGUUGCAGUGGUUAUGUAAUGUUUCGUAUUUGGAUUCCUAUCAUAACGUAUGUUGUUGGGUUUUGAAGGCUUUAAUCACACAGAGGAAACUACGUACAGAGAAUGUGUUUAUAAAACCCUAAUUUCAUUCAUGCUAAAACUUACAUUAUAUAGAAUAAAAUACAUACCCACUAACUAAUAAUUAGGGCCACUAACCCAUUAACCCCACUAUAACUUAAUCUUGCUAAACACUUCAACAUAAAAAACACAUGACUAAUUAAAAUACUUGACCCAUAAAAAACACACUUUUACCGACCCGACUUGACCCGUCAAGAUUAAUCUAACAUUCACCCCCUUAAUCUUGACAUUUUGACCCGUUUCUUUCUUGCUCGUUGAUUGAACCACAUAGGUUCCGAUCUUGCUCUUGCCAUACGAACCGUUAAGGUUCGAUUCUUUCUUUCUUUUGGCUACCGAUAUUCUUUUUUCUUUCUAAUCGACGCCCUUUCUUUCUUUCUUCAUUCUGACUGGUCUCUUUCUUACUUUCUUGCGAGGCCUUCUUUCUUUCUUGCGAAGCGACGCCGGCCUCUUUCUUCUUUCUUGUGGCGCCUCUUCUUUCUUUCUUUCUUUCUUAAGGAUUCAAUGAUUUGAAUCCGACUUUCUUUCUUGCUGAUCUUGCUAGUUAACUUGCUUUAAACAUGCUUCUUGCUUGCUAUCCAUUGCCAAAAAUAACCUUGCUACUCGUUCCAAACCGUGCUACUUUCUUUCUACGUAGUUUGCCUUAUUCAUGCAUUUUCUUGCUAUGACCACUUAUGGUGGUUUUCAUGCUACACUUGUUAACUUUCUUUAGCAUCCAUAUACCAAUGCCACUUGAUACUCUUUCAUUACCGAUUCAGCACCGAAAGCAGCCCACAACACCCUUCCUGGAUUACUUAUUUUGUCUUGCUUUCUUCUCUUUCUUUGACAAUAAGUAUGGCCUUUAGAGGUGCUAGGCUACCUGGUUCCCCUUUUUUUUUUCUUCCACCGUACAACCUUUUUUUUAACCCAAUAUUUAAUCUAUGACUGCAUAGUUCAAAUAUGGAUUCGAAAGUUUAUCCACAGACUCCAUUAACUUCAAAUUUACCUCAAAAGUCAAUCCUUGCACAAGUGCACAACCACCCGUAUCCAAUCCAAUUCUGAAUAUUUAAAUCAUACUUCAAACAAAACCGAAUGAACCUGGUAUCUUCUUACUCUAAUUCUUGCUAUAUUCCUUCAACUUACGUCAUCUUGCUUCAAUAUAUUGAUGCUGAUUAUCGAGACUUGCUACUUCUCCUUUCUUUUUCUCCUCGUGACCAGCUCUAUUUUCCUCAUGCUUCUAUCACCAAUAAUCUCCUUCUUGAGUACCUGCUGCGAAUUCUUUCUCUCUUCUGCGCCUUCUUCAGCCCCGCAGCCAAGGGCCGCUCUCUUACUCGAAGAUGACUCUCAAACCAGCCUUCUCUUUCUUGCUACGAAUCAGGUAUGAGCCUAGGGCUCUGAUACCAAUUGUCGGGUUUUGAAGGCUUUAAUCACACAGAGGAAACUACGUACAGAGAAUGUGUUUAUAAAACCCUAAUUUCAUUCAUGCUAAAACUUAUAUAAUAUAGAAUAAAAUACAUACCCACUAACCCACUAACUAAUAAUUAGGGCCACUAACCCAUUAACCCCACUAUAACUUAAUCUUGCUAAACACUUCAACAUAAAAAACACAUGACUAAUUGAAAUACUUGACCCAUAAAAAACACACUUUUACCGACCCGACUUACCCGUCAAGAUUAAUCUAACAUAUGUAUGUUCUAUCAUAUGAUACAACCAGGAGUUGCAUAGGAACCAUGCAAAAUGUUUUCCCCUCUACUAUGAUAAGUGACUUUGAUUUGUAUAGUUAGAAGACCAUCUUAAAUACACUUUAUAUUCGGACA